CAAACCUCUGAUAUCAAUCACUUUCCUACGCAGAGAGCCACGCGCAGUGCUCGAAGAGCCGGAGCUCGGAGAGGUACAAGAAUGUCGGCGUCGGAGUUACCAGACGAGCUAUGGAGACGAAUUCUGGAAACUGGAAUUGAACUCUUGAACUUCACCUACAAGGAUCUCUGCUGCCUCUCAAUCACUUGCCGCCGUCUCAAUCGCAUCUCCGGAGAGGACUCUUUCUGGAAUUCCUUGCUCUCCUCGGAUUUUCAUCGGCCUCAGCCCCACGAUUCCUCAUCAUCUUCUACCCCCGUUAAAGCGAAACUCCUCUACAAAAUCAGAUAUGAAAGGGACAUUGAGCGGAAGCGCUUGGCGCACAGAAGGAUCGUUUUAAGAAUUGAGAGUGAAGUAGGUGACCACCUUAGGAAGAUUCUGGAGUUGGAGCUUCGGCAUGAGGAGGAGAAACAGAAGUUGAAAAGCGCUGCUGUUGAGUUGGCGAAUUUGCAAAGGGCGAGGCAAGCAUCAGUUGCUCUAAAUGUGUGGCAACCAGAUGUUAUUCGAGGCAGACAAAAACAGGUAGUUGAGCAGUGUAAUGUACCUGUUGAUUUUCGAGUCAAUUCCAUUGAAAUGGAGCUCAGGCUUUGCAGGCAGCAAAUUGAAGGAAUUGAAAAGGCUCUGAGAAUCGAAAAGCGGAGGUUAGAAGCUGCUAAAGAAAAUUUGGAUUCAGUGAAGUAUCAUCCCUUGCAAAACAAUAUCCUCACGCUUGGCAUACCUGGGCUUACGAAAAAGUUGAAAUCUUCACACCAGGUUACAUAGAUGAAAACAAGUAUAUGUGACCCAUGUGCCUCGCUUCAUGCAUUGUUAUCCUUCAAUACAAGAACAUGUAGAUAUUACAGAUAAAUAACACAUAUUUCAGGCCUUGGCGAUUUCAAAAGGCCAAACAUAAAGUAUAUUUACAUGGAGAACAACUAAACCUUGCAUAACCGAGACAUAUAUCAUAGCUUUCACACCUUGGUGACCUCAAAGGUCACAUGUUGGCAGUUUGGACGCAAGGCUCAAUGUGAGGGGAAUGGCCAGAUCUGAAAUGCAAGAGAAGGAUCGAAGAAUUUAGGGUUCGGGAUUGUAUUUAUAUUAGGUGUAUUUCUGUCGGUUCAAAUACAAUAGGUCUCUUGUUUGUGCAAAUAAAAUAAUAUUCUGAAAGAUAGGUUGUGUGUAGGUGGGGACCGACCCAAAAUCCGGGCGAG
Molecule: messenger RNA, 1226 nt
Organism: Cuscuta europaea
Lineage: Eukaryota; Viridiplantae; Streptophyta; Magnoliopsida; Solanales; Convolvulaceae
Source: the annotation of a GenBank genome assembly